CGCCGAACACGAUUAAUUUGCUUUCGAAUCCGGGCCGGUUUCGUUUCCGGCCCGUUGACUGGACUACGGGCGCGGACCGGGUCUGAUUCGGACCCGGCCCGGUCUGCAUAGGGGCGCAGUGCUGGGUCGGCCGUCGGCAAGAAGACGAAAACUGGAGGGAAUUGGGAAAGCGAGGUGGCGAUGGUGAGAUCUGUACGAGCCGUCCCAACAGCUUCCACCUCGCCUCAAGCUCCGUCCGGUGGCCGAUUCCUCCGCCUCAUCCAGGCCUCCACCGGUGACAUCGAGACUGCAAGAGCACAACAAAAUCCCACACUUCCCAAUGCAAUUUCCAUUUCUCCUACCUCUGCAAGCGAUGUGAAGAGGAACUGAUAUGACCGCCAGGCCAUAAUUGCCACUGCUGCCGAGGGAUUGCGUGACUUGUUGGUUAAUUUUCCUGCCAUUCGAGAGUCUCUCUGCUGGCAUUCGAACUCCCCCGAGCCUACUCCUUCAUAGCCACUGCCAUGGUGGUGAAAUCACAGACCUUUUGAUUGACAAGGGUGAAGAAGCGAUCGCUUGUUCAAGGCAUACGAGUGACCGGCUGAUAUAGACUGAUCAUAUGGUACUUGAACUGAACUGAUAAUAAGUGGGAUUGCAGGUUCUCGGAGAAAGGAAAUUAAGCCGUUCGUUAUUCUUCGAUCGGCUACCUUUUUGAACCUUUUAAGUAGCAGACAGUAGGAAGGCAGGAAAGAACUAGGAUUGAGUCCACGCAAUUUAGAGAUCAUUGUGGGCAUCAUGCGGUGCUGGAAGUACAAAAGAUUUGGUUUCUUUCUACUUGUGAUCACACUCCGAAUGAGCAGAGCUGCAGCUGGAACUGGAAGGCCUUCUCCGAGUGGGUUCCAGGACGAGGAGUACAAGCACUUUGGUACGCUGGGCUCACGGCCGCCCAUCUGUGAGCACAAAUGUGCGGGGUGCGCGCCUUGCCGGGCCUUUCAGAUUCCAACAAAUAUGAACCGGUUAGGGACUCAGUAUGCUAACUACGAGCCUGAGAGUUGGAAAUGCAAGUGUGGCUCCACAUUUUAUGAUCCAUAGCAUGUACAAGGAAUCCAAAUGAUAGAUUUUAUGGAGAGUUCAGUUGCUUCGGUCUG
Zingiber officinale is the source of this 1124-nucleotide messenger RNA. RefSeq names its product EPIDERMAL PATTERNING FACTOR-like protein 2. Gene Ontology annotation, biological process: stomatal complex development; guard cell differentiation. The record is from RefSeq and is a predicted model, not a curated record. NCBI's taxonomy places the organism in Eukaryota, Viridiplantae, Streptophyta, Magnoliopsida, Zingiberales, Zingiberaceae. Bases 772 to 1068 code for a protein of 98 amino acids. The transcript is spliced from 2 exons.